Molecule: messenger RNA, 9156 nt
Organism: Corythoichthys intestinalis (scribbled pipefish)
Lineage: Eukaryota; Metazoa; Chordata; Actinopteri; Syngnathiformes; Syngnathidae
Gene: tecpr1a
Product: tectonin beta-propeller repeat containing 1a
Exons: 24
Coding region: 154-3609 (1151 amino acids)
Biological process (GO): autophagosome maturation
Cellular component (GO): autophagosome membrane; lysosomal membrane
Molecular function (GO): phosphatidylinositol-3-phosphate binding
Source: RefSeq, a predicted model, not a curated record
CUUCCGGGUUUGCAGCUGUAGCCUUUCAUUUCAAUAAUAAUAACUACGAACGACGUGGUUUUCUCUGUGCAUUAAAAUAUUGUCCCUUCGAGCAACGUAAAAGAGGAAACAUUUCUCUGUGCUGAUUAAUGAGAGGAAUUUCGAGGUGCAGCCAUGCCCACCUCCCGGCUUUGGGCAGUGGACGUGCAUGGGCGGGUCUACAGCCUGUCCACGGCAGGUCAACAGUGGGAGCAAUGCCGUGAUGCCCAAUUGGAAUUCAAGCGGGUGACCGCAGCUCAGCAGUGCUGCUGGGGCAUAGCUUGUGACAACAAAAUCUACCUGAACGUUUACGCUUCUGACGUCCACAUCCGCUUCCAAGAGGAGACAUAUGAGAAUCAACGAUGGAAUCCUGUUGAUGGUUUCUCUGAGCGAUUGCUGCCCAGUGACCGCUGGCAGUGGAGUGAUGUCACUGGUUUACAGCACCAACCUCCCUCCAAUUUUACGCUACCUUCUAGCAACUGGGAGUGGGAAGGUGACUGGUAUGUGGAUGAGAACUUUGAGGGGGAAGACACAGAGAAAGAGGGCUGGACGUACGCCAUUGACUUCCCAGCGGUUUACACCAAGGACAAGAAAUGGAACUCCUGUGUACGUCGGAGGCGAUGGCUUCGUCACAGGAGGUACAAAAGCAUGGACUUUUGGGCCGAGAUCCCUUCACAGAAGACUUCAUUGCCAGAUCCCUUUAGUGAUAUUAGCUGUGGUGGAUGGGAGAUAACCGAGGAACCCCGUGGCCAUCUUUCACUUUGGGCUGUUACACUCCAGGGGAAGGUUUGGUUCAGAGAAGGUAUCUACCAUCAAAAUCCUGAAGGUUCUUUGUGGCGGGACAUCUCCCUCCCUGGUGAGGUGGUCCAGAUUAGCUGCGGCCCUGGAGAACUGGUGUGGGCAGUGCUGUGGGAGGGUCAGCUGAUUGUUAGGGAGGGUGUCGGCCGAGACUGUCCCCAAGGUACCUCCUGGUCUAUAGUGGACUCUCCCAGUCCAGAUGUCGGUGCAAUGCAUGUGGCUGUGGGAGUCAAUGUUGUUUGGGUUUUGACUAAGGACAACAAAGUGUGGUUCCGGAGAGGUGUUAACUCCCACAAUCCUUGUGGCUCUGGCUGGAUCAGCAUGGUUGGAGAAAUGGUCAUGAUUGAUGUUGGACUCAAUGAUCAGGUGUGGGCCAUUGGUUGUGAGGACCGUGCCGUGUAUUUUCGCCAGGGUGUCACGCCUAGUGAAAAGAGUGGUAAAACCUGGAAGGCUAUCUCUGUUCUCAGAGAUGGGGAUCGAUCUCAUUCCAGUGCCAGCAGCCAGCAGAGUGCUGGAUGUUACUUCAGUGAAUUGAAUCCUCCGACUGUGGUGAGUGAUGUGGAGUCUGAUGCAGAAAAAGGCUCCACAGAUGAAGCCAGUUGUUCCAAUGCCAACAAUGAACUCUCUGAUCAGCCCACUGAUACCCCCAAACCUCUCAUCCCAAAAGUCACCAGUGACAGCUUCAUCUCUCAGUUGGUUUCUGACAGUGAGCCAGCCUCUGCUGAACUUCCGCAGGAGUAUAGCAUCCCUGAAGAAGGAGAUAACAGCACUCUGAGCGUCGAUUUGGUUCAGACUGCAGGCCCGGUUGACUCCCAGUGGAGUAAUGUGAAUCUGGAAGAGGUGCAGAACCAGCAGGUCCAGACUGGAGUUUUGUCAGACUCUGCAGAAACCUCCAGCCUGUCCUCUGUAGCUAUGUAUUCCCUCGCCAUGGAAGAACCUUAUGGGGUGGAUGAGCACCCUCUCUGGGCAUGGGUCAGUGGAGGCGGCUGCUCUGUGGAUUGUCAUUCCCAACCUAAUUGGUUCCAAAGCACCGUGAACUCAUCAUUGUUAGCCCAGUCUGUCCAGUCCCUGAGCCUGUCUGUCACACCAGCCCAGAUGGCUGACUGGCGGAGACAAAUCUUUGAGCAACUCAGUGAGAGGACCAAGAGAGAGCUGGAUGAUUUCAAACAUUAUGAGCAAGCUAUUGAGCAGUGUGUGUGGGUGAAGAAGGGUACCAUGCAGUGGUGGAGGGACUGGAACCCGCACAAAUGGGUAGAUGUUAAUUUUGCAUUGGAGCAGUUCUCGGGACCAGAUGGCAACAAAGAUGGCAUCAUUUUUGUCUAUUAUAACUACUAUGAGGAGAAGAAGUACCUGCAUGCCUUCAUCAAUGAGGUCACAAUUCUUGUGCCUGUGCUCAAUGAUGCCAAACACACAUUUGCCAUUUAUACGCCCGAGCGGAUCAAAAAAAGGUGGCCAAUACGAGUGGCAGCUGCAACAGAGCAGGAAAUGCACGACUGGUUAGCACUGUUGAGUGCAUCCUGCUGUGACUCCAGAGGCAUUCGAGGUCCUCCUUCUAAACAAGCCAUCUGGUCCAUCACUUGUAAAGGGGACAUCUUUGUCAGUGAACCUACCCCCAGUCUAGAAGCGAUGCCAUACCCCACUCCCUGCGACCAGAUGUUCUGGCGUCAGAUUGGAGGUCAUCUGCGCAUCGUGGAGUGUAACAGUGUUGGAAUCGUGUGGGGGAUUGGUUAUGAUCACAAUGCCUGGGUCUAUGCCGGGGGCUAUGGCGGUGGCUUUCUCCAGGGUCUUCCCACUUGUAAUGACCAGAUUUACACUCAGACUGAUGUCAAGAGCGUCUACAUCUAUGAGAACCAGAGGUGGAACCCUGUGACCGGCUACACCAACCGAGGUCUUCCUACUGACCGCUACAUGUGGAGUAACGCUUCAGGUCUGCGUGAGUGCACGAAAACAAACACCAAGCCUCCAUCCCCUCAGUGGACAUGGGUAUCUGAUUGGGCCAUUGAUUACAGCGUCUCCGGGGGAACAGACCGAGAAGGCUGGCAGUACGCUGCUGAUUUCCCAGCGUGGUAUCACAGCCAUAAAACUAUGAAGGACUUUGUAAGACGCAGGAGAUGGGCCAGGAAGUGCAAAUUGACUACGACAGGUCCCUGGCAGGAAGUCCCGCCCAUUCAACUGAGUGACGUGACCAUCUUGCCAUGCCCACCCAACAGUGAUGUGGAUGUGGUACCUUUAUGGGCAAUUAGCAACAAGGGAGAUGUACUCUGCCGACUUGGUGUGACUGCACUAACACCUGCUGGAACGUCAUGGCUUCAUGUAGGAACCGACCAGCCUUUCAUAUCCAUCUCCAUCGGGGCUGCAAGCCAGGUUUGGGCUAUUGCCAAGGACGGUUCUGCCUUCUUUAGGGGUUCUGUUUUUCCUCAAACCCCUGCAGGCGAGUGCUGGUACCACAUCCCUUCCCCGACCAAACAAAAGCUGAAACAGUUGUCUGUUGGAAGGACAUCAGUCUACGCUGUUGAUGAUAAUGGUAAUUUGUGGUACCGGACAGGGUUGACCCCUAGUUAUCCUCAGGGCUCAUUGUGGGACUAUGUCUCUAAUAAUGUGCGCAAAGUUUCUGUUGGGCCUUUUGAUCAGGUUUGGAUCAUCGCAGACAAGGUGCAGGGCAGUCACAGUCUGAGUCGUGGGACAGUGUGCCAUCGACUAGGAAUCCAUCCUUUGCAGCCCAAAGGACAGUCUUGGGACUAUGGAAUUGGGGGACUGGUGAACAGAGGUCGGGCAGACCGGCCAAAUUAUUGAGCCACUUAACUCACACCUCGCUCAUAUUCUUCUAUCAUUUCCUUCUUAAUCUCAAUGGUAAGCAUCACCUUUUUCCUUUUUUUCAGCACUCGCACUAACAUUCUUGGGACCCAUUUUGAUUUCUCUCUCACAAGAAAAUCCGCCGUGCGUCUGUCUUGCGGGAAAACAAUGAAAUUGCGAUACUGUCAUAAAUCGUCGUAUUUCGAGCAUGUCGUCAAAUGUCGAGACAAAUGACGAGUCAAAUUUUAGGAGUUGUAUGUCUUGUCACCAUGAUGCCAUUUCCUAGUUAUUCACAGUUGUACUGUAGAGGUGAGCGGGAAUAUGCAGAGAUGAGGAAGUGUAAAUUUAAUCAAAAAUUGAUGGAAGAUGGUUUAUUUAAGAGGUGGUUUUCACCUGGUGAAAAUAACAGUGCCCAGGGCUAAGUCUGCAAAAAGACUUUUUCGCUAUGGACAAUAGGGGUUGAAGACGUCAUUUAGCAUAUGAGAGAAAAAACACUCCAGCAGUCUUUGGCAGAAGCUCUGUGUUCACAGUGAAAUAAAAUUAGUUGUUUUCUUCAUCAGAGAUUGUGACGUUUUGGUCUUAAAUUAUAUUUUUGAGAUCUUAAAAAUGUCUUAAAACGUAUAAAAUUUCACUUCUAAAAUGGCGCAAGAACCUUGAAUAAUUGUAUUGCCAUAUCCUGAGAUCAUCGUUAUCACGAGACAUCGCAAAUCGUAUCAUGAUGUACCCAGAGGUUUCCACCCCUAAUGUAGGCAGAAAUUGAGCUUCCCUGCCCGGAAAACCCAACAUCCGCCACUGGUAACCAUAAAUAAAAAAGCAACUGAUGAAUUGGUCUUUUACUGUGGUAAAUGAGGUUUGUUCCACAAAUGUACUGCAUGAUUCAAAUAAAUACCUUUUUAUUGAUUGCUCACCUUCAGUACAAUGUCCCACCUCAGGGCAUUACAAAUAAUCUAACUCUUGAAACAAUGUCUCAGCAGACAAGUCAGACAAGUCAUUUGUGUUCACAGGGGGAUGGGCAAUCACCAUCACCACGAGAAAAUGAGCAAACACUUCUUCAUUUAAAUGCAAUUCUCUUCCUAGAUUCAACAGUUCUGACUAAUGGUGAUGCUUGGCAGUUUUUUUUCCUGUAACGGCCAAAUGGCAGGAAGAUCAAACAAUCAAGAAAUAGAAGAGGAACAAAACCCAGCUUCUGAACCAAAAGUAAAAAGAUAAGACAGCCCAAAGAUUUAGCCAAAUUACGGUCACUCUUCAUUGUGUUUUUCAUGAAGAGUUGUCCACUUGCUGUGUUCAAGUGCAACAGUUCAUAGUCAACUGCGAUCCUACAGAACACAUCUUUCCCGACUGGAUACCACAGCAGUGCACCUGCAGAAACAAGAUUUCAUUUGGCCCAUCAAAGUCCACAAGCUUCCUGAUCUGCUAGCUGAGUUGGCUUAAAUUGUGCAUGUGGGUGAGAUACUGGGUGAGGCCCUCUUCGCCUUCCUCCUCCAGGUGUUUCUGGUAACACUGGAGCAGCUUGGCAGUGCUGGCGUUUGAUGGGACGUCACUAGUGGGGAGGCCCCCUGACAUAUCAAGGAUGAUGGAGGUCAAGGCCUUGAUGUAGUUCUUUGCCAGUGUCAACGUCUCAAUCUUGGAGAGUUUUUUGUCCGUCUUGACGUGCGGGAUGGCCUCGCGUAAUGCUUGAAAGGCAUUAUUGAGUUUAUGCAUUCGCUGGCGUUCUCGCUCGUUACUCUCUAGGCGGCGGAUGCUGCGCUCUUUCGUGGUGGAGCCGUGCGACCGGCGCCGACGACCGCCACUCGCUCCUUGCCGCGUGCCCUGCCGGCUCCUCAGGGAACCUCUCCAGGAGCUGCCGAUUCUUUCUGAGGCUUCUGAGUCUUCCUGCUCACUGGAGCCCGGUUCAGCUUCUGUGUCAGGUUCGAGUUCAGGCUCUGGGUCAGACCAGGUUCUUUGGGGUGUUUUCACAGCUUUCCCCUUGGACUUCAUCUUGCUUAAAACGAGGUUCUUCUAAGGUGUUCGUGGGCCUACAAGAACAUAGUGACAAAUUAGAUGUCUUUAUGCGACUCAAGCUCUGUUACGAUAUGAAAUCAUUCAUCAAUGAGUAAAGGCACGGUUCAUAUUUGAAAAAAUCGGCACACAACUAAUCAAAAAGUAAAUACACAGGUUAAUUGUGUAACUUCUGCAAUCUAGUGGAAUAGUGUUUAAUUGUUAUACUAGUCACUCAAUGUCGUAGGCAUGCAUAGUUUCACAACUUCGGGUUUUCAGCAGCUCUUUUAAUUUUUGUCUUAGUCUUUUGGAUAAUACUUACUAGUUUUAGUCAUAUUUUAGUAAGUUCAAAAUGUGUUCGUCUUCAUCUAAUUUUAGUAGACGAAAUCACAUACAAAUUUCAUUUUCAAGUUUUAGACGACAGUUACUCAAAAUGUUUUCAUCUGUAAAAUUCAAUUUUUAUUGCAACCAUUCCGAAUGAACGUAGACAGAGACCACAUUGUAACCUCUACAACGACAACUUAGUGAUAGUACAAUACACACUCAGCAGGAAAAGCAGUACUAGGGGUGUGACAAAAUAUCAAAAUGUUGAUAUAUUGUGAUACUUUGUAUCCCAAAAGGUUAUCGAUAUGCUCCUGUCAAGAAUCAAGAUAUCGUUAUAAAAAGGUGUCAAUUUAAAAAAAAAACAAAAAAAAGACUGCCAUUGUCGGUGCUCGACGCCCAAUCCAUAUGGACUGGUUACGUUCGUUCAUUCAAAACCAGAGCAUUCACAGUCAUUCGGUCUGAUUUUUGGGGCAUUUACAGGUCACUUGCUUUUCAUUUUAGGGUAUUUACAGGUAAUUUCCUGUUGAGUUUGAGUCACUGCCUAUUCAUUUGGGUGAUUCCUAGGUCACUUCCUGUUAUGUAACGCAAAAUAAACAGCAAGUGACCCAUAAAAUACCCCAAAAUCAACAGGAAGUAACUGAAAAUCAACAGGUAAAUUACCUUAAAUGGCCCAAAAUUACUCAUUGCCAGGCAUUGGCUGCCACGGACGGCCAUAGACGUUCAAUCCAUUUGAAGUGGGAGGGAUGACAGCGAAUGAAUCGCUGCCACCCUCCCAGUUCAAAUGGAUUGGACGUCAACUAGUGAUAAACUCAUUCCAAUUCACAGCAGAAGCUUGUUUUUCUGUUUAUUAGUUUUUUUUUAGAAUAUCCUAGAAUUAUUUCCUGACCAAUCUAUCAAAAAUCGUAUCGCUAUAUCAUCAAAUCAUCGUUAUCAUGAGCUUUGUAUCGCAAAUCGUAUCGUAACGUGAGGUACCAAGAGGUUCCCACUCCUAAGCAGUACAUUGUUUUCAAUUGUACUCACCUAGAAGUCACAAACAGUAUGUAAAAAAAAAAAAUGUCCAAGCAUUUAAGACAUGCUCGUGAUGCUAAAGUUGUAGCUAAUGCUAACGCGAUGAUCACUCAGCACGGACUUUUAAAGGCUAAAGCAACAUUGUAUAUUCUGUCUGAGUGAAAUGACCCAAACAUGGCUACGAUGCAAGCUGACGUACUUCACGUACAAUAUGAAAAUGUCAAGCAUUGUGAACAUAUGACAGAAACUAGCAUUUUCAUCUUGUCGUCUCGUCAGACGCAUCCGUCUCAAUAUGUUCUCGAUAUGUUCUUCUAUAUCUCUGAAGCCACAUUUUUACCUCAUUGUCACCUCAUGGUCAUGAAAAAAUUGUUCGUUGACAAAAUAUGUUCGUUAUCGUCAUUGCUGACGAAAACAACAAUGUCCACAAGGAUAUACUGUGUAUCACAAAAGUGAGUACACCCCUCGCAUUUCUGCAGAUAUUUAAGUAUAUCUUUUCAUGGGACAACACUGACACAAUGACACUUUGACACAAUGAAAAGUAGUCUGUGUGCAGCUUAUAUAAUAGAGUUAAUUUAUUUUCCACUCAAAAUAUAGCCAUUAAUAUCUAAACCCCUGGCAACAAAUGUGAUUACAUCCCUUAGAAACUACGUUCAUCCCUAAAUGUCCAAAUUGAGUACUGCUUCUCAUUCUCCCACCAAAAUCUCAUAUGACUCGUUAAAGGAGUGCUGUUAGCGUUGCUGCAGAGAUUGAAGAAGCGGGGGGUCAGCCUGUUAGUGCUGAGACCAUACGCCGCACUCUACAUCAAAUUAUUGUGCAUGGCUGUCACCCCAGGAGGAAGCCUCUUCUGAAGACGGUACACAAGAAAGCCCGCCCAUCUCAUCAUGUGCUUUGUUGACAUGUCUUCAGCAAACUGUUUGCGGGCUUUCUUGUUUCUAUCCCUUUGCAACAACACUCAUCCUUGUCAGGGUUGCGGGGUGCUGGAGCCUAGCCCAGCUAACUUUGGGUGAAAGGCAGGUUACACCCUAAACCGGUCACUGGUCAGUCGGAGGGCACAUACAAAGAUGGACAACCAUUUACACUCCCAAUCACUCUGUCACUGAGCGGGAAUUGUUCCCUUGUUGCCUGUACCGUAGUUAGGCGAAUGUACCACUACAACAUCAGUGGGUCCAAAUGAAAAUGAAAUUGAAUAUUUUUCUGUGACGCACUGGUCGGGAAUCACUCAGUUAAAGUACCGAUCCCCACUCAACAAUACUCCUCUUUGGAGUUUUUUUUUUUACGGUCAAAUGCAUUUGGUACCUUUCAUAGACCCAUAAAGUACAGGGAUAAUCCCAAACUGUAUUAAAGUUUUUUUUAACAUUCUUUUUAAUGUGUUCCCCUGAAGGUGAAAGUACUUUUUUUCCCUGUAAGAGCAAUGGCUGAAAAAAUAUUUACUUAAGUAAUACAAAUAGGGAGACAGUAGGUUAUUUGGUCUAUUUUUUUUUCUAUACAUAGCUGGAAAUACACCAUUUAAAGGGAAAGACAAUGCCUUCAUGAUGUCCAUCCCAGCGGAAAGACUUUUGCUUAAUAAAUUGAAAAAUAAAAAAACACAGAAAUUCAUAGUAUUGAUGUGUAAUAGUAGAGAAAACAGUAAAUAAAUGGCAGUAUUUCCAAGAAGUGGCUGCCUGACAUGGGGGCUGAUGUUUUAUAAACGCCGGUACUAUUUUAGUCAAUCAAAUGUGAGAAUCCCAAAUUACCAGAGGUGGGUAAUAAUGCGUUACAUUUACUCCAUAGCAAUUACUUGAGUGAGUUCUUGAGACAAAUUUAAGAGGUGUUUUACUAAGCCAUACUUUUUACUUUUACUUGAGUAGAUCUGUGAAGAAGAAACGCUACUCCUACUCCGCUACUUUGGGCUACACUAAUCGUUACAUUUUUCCUCUUUAUUCUAGAUAACAGAUUUUAUUUUUUUUUUUUGUGUGCCAGAGAUGCCAACAGUGGGUCUACCAGUGUCACCAAUGAGACAUUGCAAUAACAAUCACAUGACUCCCUUAUACCGUGAAAUAGUUGACAUAGAGCGCUGCCAUCAACAUGACUCGAAAGCACGAAUUUGACCACGAAAACCAGAGAUAUGAUCCUGUUAAUUUCUUAAUAGGAAAUACGUUUUCUCCACUAGAGGUCAAAUGAACGUUUGUUCAAUCGAAACCAGAGCAUUCAUGUUCCCCCUUUUCGAUUUUUGGGCAUUUACAGGUCACUUUCUGUUCA